UCUUGUGUGUUCUGAGAGAAACGUUAUAACAUUAAAGUAUUCUGUGAACGGAUUCACUCCAUCCCACUUUGCUCUCUAGUGGUCAUUCAGAGGAAUUGAGACAACUCCACACAACACACUGAGCCAGGAUCAUUCACUCACCUCAGUUAUUUGUUUUGAAAGUUUUGGUAGUCCGCGAAGGUGGGCAUGUGAAUUCAACAAGAAACUUAUCUAUGCAACCCAGGCAUCCAGACAAGGUAAAAUGGAAAUCAUCCUAAACAUUGAAAUCAUCCUAAACAUUGAAAUCAUCCUAAUCAUUGAAACCAUCCUAAACAUUGCGAUGAGGCAACAGUGACGUCUCUGUCAGGAAGUCACAGAGAACAAAGUUCCUGUUCUCCACUGACGUUAUAAAGGAGGCUGCUGGGAGAGGCUCAGUGUUAAUGCUGGGCUUGUAGGGCGAGUGAGGUGGGAUACCACAGGAAGCUUAUCUGGGUCAGCUACGCACUAUGGGGAGCUGGUGUGUUUACCUUUUCUGUACAUUACUGUGUGCCACCGGACUCUUUUACAGCCACGGUCACAUUCAAGCAGAGGAAUACAAAGCUAAAUACUUAACUUAUUUCACUACGACAGAGGACAGCAACGAAAAGCAACUGAUCAAUGAUUUACGUGGAAUUUUGCAAAGACUUCAGAACAAUCAGUUUCCAGCUCUAAGAAAAAAGCACGGCUACCUGCCUGUGUGUGAUCCAGGAGACCAGUGUGCACUAAGAAAAGGCUCCAGGAUCGGAAAACUAUGCGACUGCUCUCUGCCGAGAACAUGCAACUCUUUUCUACACCGCUGUUUGUGAUUCUCUCUGUUACAAGUCUAACAACAACAAAAAAACACAGUACAAAUAACUUAUAAGCCUGUGAUCUAUCUGAUGGUAUUUUUCUUAAGUAUUCCAUUUUUGUCCUCUUUUUAGCCAACUGUAAUAUGUAAUCCCUUUCAAAUUCAGCAUUGAGUGCCAAUCUAUUAAAUGUGCUGUUGUGGGA
This is a messenger RNA of Perca fluviatilis (European perch), 1008 nucleotides long. RefSeq names its product cocaine- and amphetamine-regulated transcript protein-like. The record is from RefSeq and is a predicted model, not a curated record. Lineage: Eukaryota; Metazoa; Chordata; Actinopteri; Perciformes; Percidae. Gene Ontology annotation, biological process: G protein-coupled receptor signaling pathway; adult feeding behavior; positive regulation of MAPK cascade. Bases 486 to 824 code for a protein of 112 amino acids. Gene Ontology annotation, molecular function: neuropeptide hormone activity. The transcript has 3 exons.